AUGCAGCUCACUUGGUACCUGGCGGCCAGCGCGGUCAUUGCCACCACCCAAGCUUCUCCGCACCCCGCAUACCAGCAACAAGUGCUAGACACACUCGUCUCGCCCGCACCACCAAGUCUUGCAAGCCCAAAUAAUGAGGAGCUACGACCUGAGGACGUGAUUAGCAAAGACCCGCUGCUUUCUUUCCACAGAGACCUCAUCAAGAUCGAGUCCAUCUCCGGCAACGAACAUGCCAUAAGUAACUUCCUCGCGGACUUCCUCCGAGAACAGAACUUCACGGUCGUGAAGCAAGCUGUCCCUCCUGUGAAGGCAAAGGAUGUUGAAACCGAUGAGAGCUACGAUGAGGAGACCGACCCCAACCCACGCUCCAACAUCUACGCCUAUCCAAACGGUCACCCCGACAAGCCCUCCGUCUUCCUCACCAGCCACAUCGACACCGUCCCCCCAUUCAUCCCCUACUCCGUGCGCCAGCCCGACACCUCAUCCCAGCACACCGACGACCUCAUCAUCGCCGGCCGCGGCAGCGUCGACGCAAAAGCCAGCGUCGCCGCCCAAAUCUUCGCCGCCCUCGAAACCCUCGCGGCUAACCCCUCCGCCAGCCUCGGCCUCCUCUUCGUCGUCGGCGAGGAAAUCGGCGGCGACGGCAUGAAGACCUUCUCCCGCUCAACCCUCAACACGGAAGGCACCUACCACACCGUCAUCUUCGGCGAGCCCACCGAGGCCGCCCUGGUCUCCGGCCACAAAGGCAUGGUCGGCUUCGAGGUCUACGCGCACGGCAAAGCCGCCCACUCAGGCUACCCCUGGCUGGGCAAGAGCGCUGUCUCCGCGAUCCUGCCCGCCUUGACCCGCCGAAGGCGGGCUCCCUCGUCGCCGAAAUACGGGCAGACCACGCUGAAUGUGGGCGUGGUGCGCGCCGGCGUCGCGACGAAUGUCGUCCCGUCGGAAGCGUGGGCUGAUGUCUCUGUGCGUCUAGCGGCGGGGACGCCGGAGGAGGCGCGGGCGAUCAUUCGCGAGGCGGUGGCUAACGUGACGGCUGAUGUUGAGGCGGAGGUCGUGGUUGACUUCAGUCAUCAUCUGGAGGCGUAUGAGCCGCAGGAUCUGGAUACAGAUGUCCCCGGGUUCGAUGUCAUUCCGGUCAACUAUGGGACCGAUGUGCCGGCACUGCAGGUUAAGGAGGGGGUGAAGAGGUAUCUGUAUGGACCUGGGACUAUCUUUGUCGCGCAUGGCGAUAACGAGGCGCUGACCGUGGGUGAGUUGAAGGAUGCGGUUGUUGGGUACAAGAAGUUGAUUGCGGCUGCUCUUGAGAGAGAGACGGCUGGUCUGGUUUGA
Penicillium chermesinum is the source of this 1329-nucleotide messenger RNA. Its product is annotated as M20 family metallopeptidase. NCBI's taxonomy places the organism in Eukaryota, Fungi, Ascomycota, Eurotiomycetes, Eurotiales, Aspergillaceae. The record is from RefSeq and is a predicted model, not a curated record. The coding region runs from base 1 to 1329 and encodes 442 amino acids. Gene Ontology annotation, molecular function: hydrolase activity. The transcript has 2 exons.